Molecule: messenger RNA, 1533 nt
Organism: Salvelinus fontinalis (brook trout)
Lineage: Eukaryota; Metazoa; Chordata; Actinopteri; Salmoniformes; Salmonidae
Product: CUB and zona pellucida-like domain-containing protein 1
Exons: 9
Source: RefSeq, a predicted model, not a curated record
CCCACUACCACCACCCCCUGGCCCACUACAACCACCACCACCUGGCCCACUACCACCACAGGAAGCCUGCAUCCCUCCACUGCUCCCCUCAGCAAACUCCCUCUGCAUUUCUCUCUUCUGGUGGACUCUGUUGUUCCGUCCUGUGAUGAGGGUAUGUACCUGCCCAGGUUCGUGCAGCCGACACCACACAAUGGAGAACAUCUCCACGCCGAGGUCAACAAAGAGCUGGAGUUCAGGGUCAAGGCCGAGGCUACACACUCAACGGUUAAUGAUGUCAUCGUCAGUGGACCGCUGAACAUCACCAAUCACAUGACCACCCAGGGAGAGUUUGUCAUCCGGUGGACACCCAUCCGGGACAAUCUGGGGGAGUAUUUCCCCAUUUGCUUCAUCACUGAGGGGCUUUCUGGAUCUAGUGUGUAUCAGUCUGAGAUGAGAUGUGUUGUGGUGGAGGUCGGACGCAGAAAGGUCAAAGCCAAGGUGGUGUGUAACGAGACCAAGAUGACUGUAGAAGUGGAGAAGUCCUCUGUUACUGAAAUUCACGAGGACCACCUCCGCCUCAACGAUCCCAGUAACUCUGCCUGCGACCUGCAACGCCUCUCUAACAGCACCCACAUCAUUGGAGUCAUCCCCCUCAAUGCCUGUGGCACUCAGAUAGAGGAGGACGACGACAACCUCAUCUUCAAGAACCAAAUCAGCACCUUCGACAACCCCAACGACAUCAUCACCAGGCAGCACCAGGUGGAGAUCCAGUUCUACUGCCAGUACGCCAAACGUGGCAACGUGUCCCUGGGCUUCAGUGCACACAGGGACAACAUCACGGUGGUGGAGAAAGGCUUCGGCACGUUCACCUACCAGUUUGAGUUCUACCAGACCAGCCAGUUCACCGACAUGGUGGAUCCCCGUGACUACCCGUUAGACGUGGUGGUGAAGCAGAUGAUCUACAUGGACAUAGAGGCCGUGUCCACUGUGAACAACACGGAGCUCUUUGUGGAGUCCUGCAGAGCGGCGCCGUACGACAACCCCAACUACCACCCCACCUACCCCAUCAUAGAAAACGGGUGCAUUGUGGACGAGACGGUUCAAAUCUUCUCCCCCCGUCACCAGAGGCAUUUCCAGUUCGGAAUGGAAGCUUUCAAAUUCAUCGGAAUGCAUGACCAGGUGUACAUCAGCUGUUCAGUGAUCCUGUGUGAGGCUGGGAACCCCAACACCCGGUGUGCCCAGGGCUGCGUCAACUCCACCUCCCCCCAGCCUGCUGGUCACCACCACCGCAAGAGAGAGGCCGCCAUGCAAACGGCCAAACACCACAUUUCCCAGGGUCCUUUGCGCCUGAGAAAGAGUUCAGAGAGCUCAGUGACCAACAUGAACAUGGGGUUGCUGGUUGGGUGUAUCGUAGCAGCCGUCGCCAUGCUGUGUGGAGUGAUGCUCUACAAGGCCAAAACAUCAGGCGUUAAAUACCAGCCCCUGACAACAUUUGAGACUUAGUCCGAUGGCAGCCAUCCUUUCACAUGUAGCCUGCAUUAUAGAAAGAAGGAU